AUGCCCCCUCCCUACCGAAAGCCUAGCCACAGACCAAUUAAGAAGAGGAAGAGAGGACCAGAUGAAGCUCGGGACAGCAGCCAGUCCCACUUGUCUAGGAGAGGACAAAUCCAGCGAUGCUCAAACUGUGGUGAAUCUGGACACAAGAGGAGAGGAUGCAAGAAGCCAUCCCUUGAUGACCAAAAUCUUAGUCAAUCUGCUAGGAAGAGAACCAGAGGUGGGAGGAAGGCUUCAUCCAGCAGACCCACAUCCAGUUCUAAGGCUUCAUCACAGCCUGUUAUGCAAUCUGAAAGUAGAGGUCUGAGGAGGUCCACCAGGUCUAGAUCAUCAUCUCAGCCCCAACCAGCCACUACAACAUCCAAGCCCAACUCAACCCAAUCUGGGUCCAGGCCCACAUCAUCCUCAACUAGGCCCAAGACAAAGCCCACCAGAAGCAACACACAGCAACCACCACCACCAAAGGAGAUGGGUGCAGCCUGCUCCAGCCAAGCAGCCAGGACUGUCUCCUUCAGCCACAAAUUCCCACUUCAUGUUUCUCCAAGAAAGCUGAGACUCAUGGCAAAACUUCCUCCAAGACUUUGGGGAAAACUUUAG
Arachis ipaensis is the source of this 594-nucleotide messenger RNA. The record is from RefSeq and is a predicted model, not a curated record. Lineage: Eukaryota; Viridiplantae; Streptophyta; Magnoliopsida; Fabales; Fabaceae.